UUCCCCCCCCCCCCGGCGGGCUCGCGGUGGUGCCGCCCGCCACCCUUCCGCUUGCCCAUCCCCUCCUCCCCGCCUCCCGCAAGAUGGCGGUGGGUGCGGCGCGCGCCGGGCCGGGCUGAGCGCCUCAGAUUAGUUCUUUUGGAGAUUAAACACUUGGAGAGGAAAAUGACAUCGAUUAUCAAGUUAACUACGCUUUCAGGGGUGCAGGAGGAAUCUGCCCUUUGUUAUCUGUUGCAAGUAGAUGAAUUUCGUUUUCUUUUGGACUGUGGCUGGGAUGAAAACUUUUCUAUGGAUAUUAUUGAUUCUCUGAGGAAGCAUGUACACCAGGUUGAUGCUGUUCUUCUUUCUCAUCCCGACCCUCUACACCUUGGUGCACUUCCAUAUGCAGUUGGAAAAAUGGGGUUGAAUUGUGCCAUUUAUGCAACUAUUCCUGUAUAUAAAAUGGGACAGAUGUUUAUGUAUGAUCUCUACCAGUCCCGCCAUAAUACUGAAGAUUUCACGCUCUUUACAUUGGAUGAUGUAGAUGCAGCCUUUGAUAAGAUACAACAGCUGAAGUUUUCUCAGAUUGUGAAUUUGAAAGGCAAAGGACAUGGUUUGUCAAUCACACCAUUGCCAGCUGGUCACAUGAUAGGAGGCACAAUUUGGAAGAUUGUCAAGGAUGGAGAGGAAGAAAUUGUUUAUGCAGUUGAUUUCAACCACAAGAGGGAGAUCCAUCUGAACGGAUGUUCCUUGGAAAUGUUGAGCAGGCCUUCGUUGCUUAUUACAGAUUCAUUUAAUGCUACUUAUGUGCAACCCAGGAGGAAGCAAAGGGAUGAACAGCUGCUGACUAAUGUUUUGGAGACAUUACGAGGUGAUGGAAAUGUGUUGAUAGCCGUGGAUACAGCAGGCAGAGUUCUGGAACUUGCUCAGCUUCUUGAUCAGAUCUGGAGAACAAAAGAUGCAGGGUUGGGAGUCUACUCUCUAGCACUUCUGAAUAAUGUCAGCUACAAUGUAGUGGAAUUCUCUAAAUCACAGGUUGAGUGGAUGAGUGACAAGUUGAUGAGGUGCUUUGAAGACAAGAGAAACAACCCUUUUCAGUUCCGCCAUCUCUCCUUAUGUCACAGUCUGUCUGAUCUGGCUCGAGUGCCUAGUCCAAAAGUUGUUCUUGCCAGUCAGCCUGACUUGGAGUGUGGGUUUUCUAGAGAUCUUUUCAUUCAAUGGUGCCAGGAUUCCAAAAACUCUAUAAUUUUAACUUACCGCACUACACCUGGAACAUUAGCACGAUUCUUGAUUGAUAAUCCCUCUGAAAAAGUUAUAGAUAUUGAGUUGAGAAAACGUGUCAAGUUGGAAGGAAAAGAACUUGAAGAUUACCUAGAAAAGGAGAAGCUAAAGAAAGAAGCAGCUAAGAAGUUAGAGCAGUCUAAAGAGGCAGAUAUCGAUUCCAGUGACGAGAGUGAUGCUGAAGAGGAUAUUGAUCAACCAACUGUACAUAAAACCAAACAUGAUUUGAUGAUGAAAGGCGAAGGUAGCCGAAAAGGAAGCUUCUUCAAACAGGCAAAGAAAUCUUAUCCAAUGUUUCCAGCCCCUGAAGAAAGAAUUAAAUGGGAUGAAUACGGCGAGAUUAUCAAACCUGAGGAUUUUCUAGUUCCAGAACUUCAAGCAACAGAAGAAGAAAAAAGCAAAUUAGAGUCUGGUUUGACAAAUGGAGAGGAGCCUAUGGACCAGGAUUUAUCAGAUGUUCCUACCAAGUGUAUUUCUGCAACAGAAUCCAUGGAAAUUAAAGCCAGAGUUACAUACAUUGACUAUGAAGGACGCUCAGAUGGGGACUCAAUUAAAAAAAUUAUUAACCAAAUGAAACCAAGACAACUGGUCAUUGUCCAUGGACCACCUGAGGCCAGUCAGGACCUUGCAGAAUGUUGCAGAGCUUUUGGUGGAAAAGAUAUUAAAGUUUACAUGCCCAAACUUCAUGAAACUGUAGAUGCAACCAGCGAAACUCACAUUUACCAGGUCAGGUUAAAAGACUCGCUUGUCAGCUCCCUUCAGUUCUGUAAAGCCAAGGAUGCUGAGUUAGCUUGGAUAGAUGGUGUUCUGGAUAUGCGGGUUUCAAAAGUGGAUACUGGAGUUAUUUUGGAAGAGGGAGAGUUGAGGGAAGAUGAAGACUUAGAGAUGCAAGUGGAUGUGCCUUCUUCAGACUCGAGUGUGAUUGCACAGCAGAAGGCCAUGAAAAGCCUCUUUGGUGACGAUGACAAGGAGAUGUGUGAGGAGAGUGAAAUCAUCCCUACUUUGGAACCUCUGCCACCUCAGGAGGUUCUUGGACAUCAGUCUGUGUUUAUGAAUGAGCCAAGACUGUCUGACUUCAAGCAGGUUCUCUUGCGAGAAGGUAUACAAGCUGAAUUUGUGGGAGGAGUGCUUGUGUGCAACAAUCUGGUGGCUGUUCGCAGGACUGAAACGGGGCGCAUUGGAUUGGAAGGCUGUCUCUGUCAGGACUUCUAUAGGAUAAGAGACCUUUUAUACGAACAAUACGCAAUUGUCUAAGGAAAGUGCUGCAAAGGUGUUUUCACUUGAACUUUUACAGAAAAUGGAGAUUUCUCCCAGUUCUGACAUUUUGUAGUUUUCUAAUUUAUACAGGGAAACCUAAUACAUAAAGAGCAGUUAGCUACCCUGAACGUGUAAAUAACUGCUACUGUUUUCCUUCAUAAAUCUGUUGGUACAUUCCAUGUUGUUGACUUUCAAAUUGUUGCGACUUGGCAUCUCCCACAUAACACAUUAUAAAUGAGUUUACGACUAUGAACACUUCUCAGCAAAGGUUCAGUUUGUCAGGACGUGUUCUGGUUUCGUAGAUUCCCUGCCAAAGAAUACAAAAUAUGUAAAAGUCAUUCUUUUGUUCUAAAAUAAGAUAAGAUAGGCAAGUGUGGGUUUUGUUCAUUUUGUUUUCUAUGUGGCUGUUUUUGGUUUGGGUUGUUUGUUUUUUUUUUUAACAAGUUUGAUUUAGAGAACAGUCUUGAAUAUUUUUUUUUUUUAAAGGAGGUUAGUUGAAGUACGUUAUUAGUAGCCCACUUAAAUCUAGACUACCUAAACUUUCCCCUAGAGUUAAUCUGGCUCCAUCUUAAUGUUGUAUCUGCUCCAUCUUACUGAUUUGUUCUCAAACUUCAUUUUGUAUUUUAUGUAAAGUAUUAAUCUACAGGAUGAAAAAAUUACUUAGGAGAGUAAUCUCUAAGAAGAUUGGAUAAUAUUUUCAGUCAGUUUAAAAUCCAGUAACUGUGCUUCAGAAUAACUUCUGUACAAAUUCACAGAAUUUGCUAACUCCUAGCUUUUGCAACAUUAUGCAACUAUAAAAUAGUUUCUGAGUUCUGAUUUUAAUACUUUUCAAAGUCUAGAGCCUUUAUCCGUGCACUGCUGUUUGUUCAAAGUGCCAUGAGUCGAGUUCAGGAAGAUCCUUUUUCUUGAAAUCUUGAGUUCAUGUGAUGUAUUUAAUGGUUUUGUGCCAUGUUCCGUUCUAAUUGACAGUGAGACUUGCUGGACCUGCUGAUGCUGGGAAUUGACCUUACUUUUUAGGUGAAGAUGAGCACAGUUUUGAGUGUUUUAAUUUCUCAGAUAUUAACUUAUGCAAACAAAUGGCCUCUCAAGAGUUUAUUUACUUCUUUUUUCCCCUGUCCAUGUGUGAAACAUCAGCUUUGGCAGUGGAGGGUUGCUUGCUUUUCACAUAAAACAGCAAUGUGUUCUCGUUGUGUAUGUUUAAAUAAAACCUUUGAAAAAAGUGGCAAAAAAUAGCCGUGUGGGCUCAGUGGAAGGAUAAUUUACUUUACAGUUCAUUCUUGACAAAAGUUUUCUAUCUGAUCUACAAAUACUUAUUCUGUUUGAAAUAGUAACUUAAAACUGAAGACCAUGUUAAACAAAAAACCCCAUCUGCUAGGACAAUAUAUUAAAACUGUAAAAAACUUGUAAUGCUGAGUGAGAAUGUAUUUUGUUACACAAAGAAAAUCUUGGCUAGGAAUGACUAAAUGGCUCAAUGAUGCAUUUUUCUCCUUAACAGUCUAGAAAAAUGAUUAUUUCCCUUAUAUUGACAGCCAGAAGUUUGUAGAAAUGCUUUGGUUUUGUAGCAAAGCUAUGUAAAUCUACAUGAUGGAUGUUGGACACUUGUUGGUGAAUACUAUUGUAUUACUAUUGUUACUGAUGCUAAUGAACUUUUAUAAAGUGAGUUCCUUUGUACAUAAUCAUAUUGGCCUUAGGACUUUUAACUUGAGGGCUUAGGAUGGGAAGAGAUAACACAUGCCUGCACGGAAUAUGCUAAUAAAGAAAAAAACCCUUAGAAAAUCAAACUAAAAAUAAUGCUGUUUUUAAGAAAAGGAUAAAGACAGUGCAGUGUGAUCAUAAAACUUUCUAUCAGUUUUGUUUCAUUUUCUAACCUAUUGAUAACAAAUUUUAUUGUUAUCAGUCACUAAAUUGUGUGUGCUGACAGAGAACCCCAAAUUAGUGCCAUCACUGAGGAAAAGGCUCAAGUAUGAGCAAAACACCUAACUGAGGAUCUGAAUGCUGUAUGAUACUCUGUUUCAUGGCUUUUGCAGAUGUUUUCAUGGUUUUAAAAAGGGUGUUGGGGAGGAUGUUCUCACAGUCAAAUCUGGUAAAGAAAUGUAUCCAGUAAACAGAAUCUUAGGUCAGAAAACUCUGUAAGAAAUCAGUGGUAGUUCAAAAUGGGAUAAUGAAACUAGAUGAAAGAAUCUAUAAAAUUGCUUGUUGAAAUAUAUUUUUAAAAAUACUUCAAACGGUCCUAAGUCCUCCCUGCACGCUAAGCAGUACAUGUGGUGAACUGUUAGUGUACAUCACACUGCUUGACCAGUAUUAACCAAGGCAUGAAAGAGCAUGUAGGUUCAGAUCAACUACACUGAUUAACUACAUUAGUAAAAUUCUUAAUUCUGUGUCGUUAAGGCUGUCUUAAUGUUUUCUGGCAGAGGAGUUCUGAGCAAUGGUUGCAGUUCAGUGGUAAGUGAACUGAUCCUUCCUUUCAGCUCAGUAAAAAUUCCUCACCUUGGUAGAAGAGGAGCAUAGAUACAAAGAUAUGGAAGAACUAGAUUGUUUCAAACUUUACUGUCUGUGAUAGGUUAUGUAUGACCACUGUGAUAGGGAGUAAAAAAAACCCUAACCUCACUCCUGCAUUUUUUAGUAGAACUUCCAAUAAGCCCUGUAACUGUUUUCCUGGAAGAGAAGGAUCCACAGAAACUCUGAACAUUAGGACGAAGCAAGUUUGCUGUAUGAGCUUUAAGCAGUAAUAACCUGCCUGUUGUUGCAUAAUCCUCUUAGGUGAUACAAGCUGGAUCUGUGGUUCAGCAGCUGAAUGAUAAUGAGCUAAGCAUCUGCCAAAAAGUAUAGUUUGUAAGUGCAAUCUGGCAGUCACCAAUUUUGAUAAUGAGCAAAUACAUUAUUUCAGUUGUGUAGGCUUUUCUUAAGGAGUUUUCAUUUUCAGUGUAGUUUUUCGGAAGUGAUAAAAGCUUCCCUAAAAGCUACUUUUGACAAACACUUUUAAAGAAAUUUGCAAUGGUGGUCAAAUCACAAGCUUUCUGUCAAACUUGAUUCAAAGGCUAAUACCAGUUUUUGUAGAAUCGACUUUGGAAAAUUACACGGGGAAACCAAUGAAAAGAAUCCAUUGUGUUGUUUAGUAGUGGCUUUCGUGCCCUUCCUGGUAUUUAAAAAGUAGAAAAUAAAGCAUAAUAUUUAAUGUCAAUAACAAUAUCAGAACUUCUGCAAGUAAAUAACAACUCCAUCUCCAAAAUGUUGAAGGUUUUUAUUUUUAGAUACAACCAAAAUUAUUUUUUCCUUUGUGGCUAAUUAGUUUAUAGGAAUAUUUAAGUGUCAGUUAUGAAGAGUGAAGUGUUAGCAACACCAUUGUUAAGCAACAACUCUUGGAGUUGCUGUUUCUCAGGCUGGUGGUUUCAUCAAUACCUUCUUAAAGUUCUCACUUAACUCGGUUGCCUUGUCUGGGAGAAAUCUCAUUUGGUGGUCUCACCAGUUCUGGACUGUAACGUUGUGACACACAGCACAGUCAUUUGCUUGACUGGUUUACAGCUCUGUAAAUCAGAACAAGAAUUGUUUCUUUGGAGUGAGGCAGUUUAAAUCACCCAGAACAAGUGCUAGCAAAGAAAAAAUUAUUAAUAGCUCAGAGGUUGGAAUCUAGCCUUUUAUUGGGGUUUAAGGUUGUAGUUUUAAGUAAAGCCAUUGCAGUUAACCUAAUCUGGAGAAACUACUGCUUCCUCUCCACAUGUUUAUAUUUUUGUAGAAAGCACAAAAACGUGACUGGCCAGGUAUCAGUGAUAAUACUUGCCUUAAGGUAUAUUUUACAGUAGUUGCUUCAAAGUGUGGGUUUUUUUCUCUUUUAAGUCCAUCUGGAUAAGUUUUAGAGUAUGCUUAUCUCUGCUGUUACUACCAAUGUUUCUUAGAAAUAAUUCUGAAGUGGGUAGCUAAUAUGUCCUUAUCAGUGAUAAUGCUCAAAUUGUACAGAAAACUUGUACAAGAUGAUUUUGAAAGAUCCUUGAAAGGAAAAAAUGGGAUGUAGAUAGAACUUAGUCAUCACUAAAACUUGGUAGGACUGUCAGACUGUUCAGUUUCUGUAUCUUCUUAGUACACCAUGAUAGGAACAGGCUUCUAGGGAAUGCUUUCUGAUCACACUGCUAUGAACUGGUCAAAUAAAAAGAACUAGUCAGCAAAAAAAAAAGAUUACCCACAUUUAGCUAACUAGCCUGUUGCAUGUGCUUCAAUAUGUGAACCUGAAAAUGUUUGCAUAUAAAAAAAUGUGAGAUUGGAUGUG
Chiroxiphia lanceolata (lance-tailed manakin) is the source of this 6778-nucleotide messenger RNA. It is a transcript of the gene CPSF2, whose product is annotated as cleavage and polyadenylation specific factor 2. Gene Ontology annotation, molecular function: RNA binding. Gene Ontology annotation, biological process: mRNA 3'-end processing by stem-loop binding and cleavage. Lineage: Eukaryota; Metazoa; Chordata; Aves; Passeriformes; Pipridae. Bases 166 to 2514 code for a protein of 782 amino acids. The transcript has 15 exons. The record is from RefSeq and is a predicted model, not a curated record. Gene Ontology annotation, cellular component: mRNA cleavage and polyadenylation specificity factor complex.